AUGAAAGCUUAUACAUAUAAUAAUGAUGAUUCAGAUAAUUUAAAAUUUAAAAUAAUAAAUAAUAAUAUUUUAAUAGUUAAAAUAAAUAGAAAUAAUAGAAGGAAUGCAGUUGAUAAAAAAACAGCAAAUAAAUUAUAUUCAAUAUUUAAAGAGUUUAACAAAGAUGAUAAAUUAGAUGUAGCAAUAUUGUAUGGAGGCAAAGAUUCCUUUUGUUCAGGUGCAGAUUUAAAAGAAUUGUCCAAUGGAUUUGAAAAUGGAAACAAAGUAAUAUCACCCAAAGAAACUGAUUAUGGACCAAUGGGGUGCACCAGACUAAAACUAGACAAACCCGUUAUAUGUGCAAUUAGUGGCUAUUGUGUUGCUGGUGGUUUGGAAUUAGCUCUAUGGUGUGAUUUACGUGUUUCUUCAAGUAAGAGUAUCUUUGGUGUGUUUUGUAGAAGAUGGGGUGUUCCUCUUAUUGAUGGUGGCACAAUUAGAUUACCAAGACUUAUUGGACACUCAAGAGCAAUGGACUUAAUUCUAACCGGUAGACAAGUGUUAGCUGAUGAAGCUUUACAAAUAGGUUUGGUUAAUAGGGUUGUGGAAGUACAUCAAGUACUAGAAUCUUCCAUAGAAUUAGCAAAGCUAAUAUCAUCAUUCCCAAAAAAAUGUUUAAGAAGAGAUAGGUUGUCUGCAAUAGAACAAUGGGACUUAGAUGCAAAUGAAGCACUAGAAAACGAAUAUAGAUUGGGAAUUAAAUCAUUAUCUGAGGAAGGUCAAAAAGGUUCGAUUAAUUUUAAAAAAGGUCAAGGUAGACAUGGUAUUUUUUUUAAUAACACAAAUAAUAAUUCAAAUAAUAAUACAAAUAAUUUAAUUUCUAAAUUAUAA
Messenger RNA from Dictyostelium purpureum, 867 nucleotides. RefSeq lists its product as uncharacterized. Lineage: Eukaryota; Evosea; Eumycetozoa; Dictyosteliales; Dictyosteliaceae. Bases 1 to 867 code for a protein of 288 amino acids. The transcript has a single exon. The record is from RefSeq and is a predicted model, not a curated record.